AUGGAGGUCUAUUUCGUCCGUAGUACCAUUAACUUCGAUUAAUUGCCUGGCUACAACAACAGAGACGGACAAAUUCUCGACUGCGUUCCCCUUCCAUCACUGCCCCUGUGUCCUGUCCAGCCCGCGACAAUGAGCGACGACGAAGAUAUUGUGGUCGAGGAACCCGAGCUGGCGGAAGACGACCCUAUGCGAGCUUUCCUACCGACAUCAUUCGGGAAGAAGUCGAAAGAAACAAACAUCGCCGCGCAGAUCGACCGAACCAAAAGAAAUACUCACCACAGGGCUGCCGGCGCCCAGGGCGGAGGGCCUCUCGAAGCCGGUGGCCCGUCAGCAGAUAGUUUGAAAGGCCCAAAAUCAGACUCGGAGACAAGCGAUGGAAGCAGCGACGAUUCCGAUUCAGAUGAUGAGUCGGACGAUGACGACGAGUUUCCCGUCUCCCACGAGCUGGUCCUCAAGACCCACGAACGCGCCGUCACAACGAUCACACUCGACCCAGCCGGCGGCCGUCUGGCGUCGGCGUCAGUCGACGGAAAGGUCAACCUACACGACUUUGCUGCUAUGACGCCCACAACAUUGCGCGCGUUCCGUUCCGUCGACCCAUGGCAGAGUAAGAAGUCCUCAACACAAAGCGAGUCGCAUCCCAUCUACAAAAUCGAAUUCAGCCCUCUCACCGGCGGCCUAUUUCUCUGCAUCUCGGCGCACCCGCAGGCCAAGAUUCUGUCUCGAGACGGCGACAUUGUGACCGAGUUUGUCAAGGGCGAUAUGUACCUACGCGAUAUGAACAACACCAAGGGCCACAUCUCGGCGAUCACCUCGGGGACGUGGCAUCCCACCGACAAGAACUUGUGCGUCACCGCGGGCACCGACAGCACGCUGAGGAUCUGGGACAUCAACAACAAGCGCUCCCAGAAGGAGGUUAUCGUCUUCAAGUCGAAGGUGCCUGGAUCGGCCGGGAGGACGCGCAUGACAUCUGUUGCUUGGGGUUCGCCCCUGCAAGGCGGUAGCAACGUGCUCGUUGCCGCAGCUUUGGACGGCUCGCUUGUAAUGUACAGUGGGAACGGCCCCUUUUCGCGCCCCGCGGCCGAAAUCCGCGAUGCGCACAAAGCGGACACCUGGACGAGCGGUAUCGACAUCUCCUCGGACGGCAGGAUGGUUGUCACGAGGGGCGGUGACGACACGAUCAAGCUCUGGGACACGCGCAAAUUCAAGACACCGCUUGUCACGGUGAAUCACCAAUCGACAUCGGCCCACUACGCCAUGUCGAACAUCAAGUACGCGCCUAACGCGACGAGCAUACUGACGGGCUCGGCAACGGGCGCCCUACACAUCCUGAACCCGGGGAACCUACAGCCCGAGCUUGUCGCCCCCGUCACCCCAGGUUCGCCGGUAAUUACAGUCGACUGGCAUCCCAAGAUCAACCAGAUCAUCACGGGGUCCGCCAACGGCGAGACGCACGUCCUCUACAACCCAACCGUGUCGAACCGCGGCGCCGUGGACGUGAUGUCCAGGGCGCCUAAGAAACGACACAUCGAUGACAACCCCUUACUGACGAUGGAUCAAUCGAUCGGGAUUUCCGGCGAUUCCAUCGUGACACCCGGAAGCAUGGGAGGACGGCGAGGCGGCGUCACGGCGUCCGGGAAGUCGAAAGACCCCAGGAGACCCGAGGUCCUGCAGCAGACGCCAUUCAUGAGGAACCAGCCGGACGAGAAACACAUUGCGGAGAAUAUUCCCCUGGCACGCAUGCUGCACGAGGAUCCGAGGGAAGCGUUGCUGAAAUACGCAGAUGCUGCAAAGAAGGACCCCAUGUUCACGCAGGCAUGGAAGGACACACAGCCGGUGACGCAGUACGCGGAGCUAAGCGAUGACGAGGAGGAGGAAGGGCCGGAUAAAAAGAAGGUCAGGAGGUGAUGAGCAAGUCUUGCUGUUGCUGGGCUACGUGGUUGAUUCGCUCUGGAUAACAUCGACGGUGAAAAAUAUGUACCUACCUAUAUUCUGUAUAUCCAGCGAGGUUUUCUGCGGAUACGUGAUGGUUGCAAACUCGGGGCCAUAUAAUGGACCGAGCAGCGGGAUACCUCGUACAGUCGGCAGAUGAUCCGAGUACGACGGUACGAAGUACGUUGUAAUUAAGAUAUUACCUCUACGAAUACGGAUACUAUAGGUACCUUAGAAAGUACCUAGUAUACGAAGCAC
Molecule: messenger RNA, 2190 nt
Organism: Sodiomyces alkalinus F11
Lineage: Eukaryota; Fungi; Ascomycota; Sordariomycetes; Glomerellales; Plectosphaerellaceae
Product: WD40 repeat-like protein
Exons: 1
Coding region: 130-1908 (592 amino acids)
Biological process (GO): regulation of DNA double-strand break processing
Cellular component (GO): site of double-strand break; nucleus
Molecular function (GO): protein binding
Source: RefSeq, a predicted model, not a curated record